ACCAGAGCCGGCACUUAGCCCUGGUUCCACCUAGUCUCAGCUAAUUCAGUUUGAAAAGCGAAAUAACCACGUCGUGAAGAGACACAACGCCAAAGCCAUAAUGGCAGCUCCUCGGACGGCCUCAAGCCUGUGCUCGCUUAGAACGCUAAUGAGAGCGAGCUCCCCUCUAAGCGGGACGCACUCAUUACGAGCACAGAUCCAGACAAGACGCUAUUCCAAAGAGCAACCAUCACCACCGCCGCCUUCAAGGUCGCCAUCUGGCAAUUUCUACAAGACCUUCACGCGGCCUGUAGCCAAGGGCCUGCUGCUGGCCAUGUUCGUCUACCAGCUGGCGUACUGGGGGUGGGUGAAGCUGGAGCAGGACGAGAUCACCGGCGAGCGCAAGGAAAUAGCUUUGCUCGAAGACCAAGUGAGGAGCCUGCAAGAGGCCAAGGCCAGGAGGGCGUGAAGGACUUUAUAUUUCCCGUCUAUCUCUACGUAACUCACGAGAGAGAGAGCCACUCUCUAUGUUAGCAGUAGGCCAAGGGCCCCAGCAACAUACAUACCGCCUGGCACCAGGCACCAAGCAACAAGAUCGGAGCCGGCUUAAAGGCGGUUCCAACUUUAUGUAUCACUUACACUUACUUGUAACCCAAAAGGGAAAAAACAAUGAAGGACAGGAAAGGAAAGGAACGAAAAGCUUGUACAUGAGAUUUAUACCCAACCCCCUAUGAGAACCCGUCACCCCACUGCCGUACGCACACAAGGUACAUACAUACAUACCAGAGUGCCUACCGCCAAACCAUCAUACUCCAGAAGAAUAAGCAUGGAAGAAAAUAUCAA
Lasiosphaeria miniovina is the source of this 822-nucleotide messenger RNA. RefSeq lists its product as uncharacterized. Bases 101 to 448 code for a protein of 115 amino acids. The record is from RefSeq and is a predicted model, not a curated record. The transcript has 3 exons. NCBI's taxonomy places the organism in Eukaryota, Fungi, Ascomycota, Sordariomycetes, Sordariales, Lasiosphaeriaceae.